CACACACACACACACACACACACACACACACACACUUGCUUAAGAAGUUUCCAUAUAGACAGAACAACAGAACAACUCUCUCUCUCCCUCUCAGCAAACACAAGUUGAUGCAGCCAUGGCAACCACAAAAGGCCCUGUGAUUCUCACUGCAGCCUUCUGCCUGUUAUCAGAUCUUCAUGUAACAGUAAAUCCAGCAACAGUAAAAGAGGGAGACAAAAUGACACUGACCUGCAACACCACCUGCAGUCUGAGUAACAACCCCACCUACAUCUGGUACAGGAACUCACAGCCUGUUAAUAAUCUACACACACCUGACAACAGGCUGGUUAUAGACUCAGUCAGCACUGAAGAUGCAGGCAAAUACUCCUGCACUGUUCAGGGACAUGAGAUUCACAGUUCACCUGAAAUGACUCAGGAUAUCAGAUACUCCCCCAGGAACACCUCAGUAUCAGUCAGCCCCUCUGGUGAACUUCAUGAGGGUGACUCAGUGACUCAUGAGGGUGACUCAGUGACUCUGACCUGCAGCAGUGAUGCCGACCAACCAGUGCACAGCUACACCUGGUACAGGAAGACCGGAUAUGAAACAGUUCUUCAGGACACAAGGAGAAUCCUUAACUUCACUCUUAACCGCUUAUCUGGUGUGGAUGGACUUUAUCACUGUGAGGUGCAAAAUGAGGUCGGCUCGGAGAACUCAACCAGAGUCAGGGUCUUCUUGCCAGAUCCUGGUUUGCCCAAAGAAAUCCUGUUUAUUGCUUUGGGGGGCAUAGUAGCUCUCUUGUUGGUGGCCAUUGUGUGCUGGAGGAGACAGAAGAUUCAAUCAACAAAAACCUCAAGGAGCACACACAGCAACACACAGGGACACUCUGAUCCUGUCUAUGGCAACAUCUCCACAAUCCCCAUGGUCUCUGAACAGAAAGUUCCUGCAGAUCGCAAAGAUGAUGAUGAAGAAGAUGAUGAUGUCCAAUACGCCAGUGUCCAGAUUAAGCCCAAAAAACAGCAAGAAGUGCCCAGUCAGGACGAGGACGUCCAGUUCAGCAAAUCCAAACCAGAGUCUACAAUCCCUGAGCCACCUCUGUCUGGCACAUCACAGGAGGAGACCCAGUACGCCUCAGUGAAUCUGCAGGGACUCAGUGCUGCCACCCACAGAGGUGGAAUCUGUGAUCUACAGCAACAUCAAUACACAUUCCAAACCAUAACAGCAAGACACCAUGGUUUGAGUAAGAAGCCCAAACUACAACAAGAGACUACAGCCUGAUAUCAAGAUUGUCUGAUGAUUAGUGAUGCAGUGAUGUGUAAUAUUUAAGUAAUAAGAGCACAUAAAAGUAAUAUUUAUGUAUUA
Molecule: messenger RNA, 1339 nt
Organism: Alosa sapidissima (American shad)
Lineage: Eukaryota; Metazoa; Chordata; Actinopteri; Clupeiformes; Clupeidae
Product: B-cell receptor CD22-like
Exons: 8
Coding region: 116-1255 (379 amino acids)
Source: RefSeq, a predicted model, not a curated record